Solanum stenotomum is the source of this 574-nucleotide messenger RNA. RefSeq lists its product as uncharacterized. Lineage: Eukaryota; Viridiplantae; Streptophyta; Magnoliopsida; Solanales; Solanaceae. The transcript has a single exon. The record is from RefSeq and is a predicted model, not a curated record. Bases 88 to 483 code for a protein of 131 amino acids.
UUUGUCGUUCAUUCAGAGAAUAUCUGAGAAUAUCAGUCAUCCAGCUAAAAAAAAUCCCAUUAGGAUAGACUUAAUUAUACUUCUUUCAUGGCUCGCGCACUAUUACUACUCACACAAAACAAGUUCACUAGCCUAUCUCAAGUAGGUUUUGCCACAGGAACGUUGCUCCUGUGUGCACUGGCGCUCUUCAUGUGCGCCAGCCAUUCGAGGAAAUGGAGGCGAAAGUUGAGAGUAUGUUAUGGCUAUGGUGAUCGCCAUGACCCUAUUAUUCAGCUCAAUCAUGAAGAGAUUAAUGAGAAUUACCAUUUUGAAGGUGUUGAUCCAAGCACAUGCAGUGGUGAAGUUGCAAUAUGGAAGAAGAAUAUAAUCAUGGGAGGAAAAUGUCAGCUUCCUGAAUUUUCUGGUGUCAUAAUAUAUGAUACUGCUGGGAAUUUAGUUGAUCCCAAAACUCCACGACCUCUUGCUCUUACAUGGAAAGAAUAGUGUUGUUUACUUCUGUUAAUUGUUCUUAUAAUAUAUUGAAAACCAAGUGAGCAAUUAAUAAUGAUACAUUCUAUCAAUGUUUUUGGUUUUU